UUAUUAACCAAAGCGUUUUAGACCUCAUUCUAUCUUUGAACAUACCCAAGGAAGGUCUGUAAAGAAGAAACAUGGAAAAGAAACUUGUAUGUUUUUUCCUAGCCAUCUUCUUUGUUACACUAGCUAGGUCCAGCCAGGGUCGACCUAUUGCAAGUAACUACUCUACUACCUUCAAUUUGGUCUCCGAUGGAGUCCAAACUCUUCAGCAACCAAAUCUACUUCAUCUCAACCGCUUGUUUUCAUCGGAUACGUGCACGGAGACGUAUGGAUUUCUGCCAUGCACCACCACUGUUCUAGGAAAUGUUUUUCUCAUUCUUGUCUAUAGUUACUUCAUGUUCUUGGGGGCCAAGUUGUUGUCAAAUGGAAGUGAGAUUUUGCUUGAAAUUCUUGGACCUGGGAUCAUUGGUGGGCUCUUCUUGCCUGUUCUGAGCUCUCUUCCUGAUGCAACAAUUAUCCUUGCAUCUGGACUAUCUGGGAGCACAGCAACUGCUCAAAGUCAGGUCUCGGUUGGAAUGGGCUUGCUAGCUGGAUCGACUGUAAUGCUUUUGACAAUUUUGUGGAGCACCUGUCUAGUAGUGGGCAAGUGUGACCUUGAGAAUUCAGUUGCAGUAGAUCAGAAAGAUACAAAAGGAUUUAGCUUAACUGGAUCUGGAGUGAGCACUGAUAUCUGGACUAGCUAUGCUGCUAGAAUCAUGAUUAUAUCUCUUAUCCCAUUCAUACUAGUUCAAAUACCAGAAGUUUUUCAAGCAACUUCUCAAAGUCGCUUAGCCAUUAUGAUUUCGCUUAUUGUCUCCAUUUGUUUAUUGCUUGCUUACAGCCUUUAUCAGAUUUUUCAGCCUUGGAUUCAGAAGAGAAGACUUGCCUAUGCAAAGCAUAAGCAUGUAAUAUCAGGAAUUCUGAGAAAUCUAAAAAUGCUUACACUAGGAAAACUUUUUAAGGAAGAUGGUAAACCAAAUACAGAUGUCAUAGAAAGGUUGUUUAGAACAAUUGAUCAGAAUUCAGACGGAAAGCUAUCAGCAGCGGAGUUGAGAGCUCUGGUAGUAGGAAUUCAGUUUGAGGAGAUAGAUUUAGAUAUUGAAGUUGCAGUUGCACAAGUGAUGGAAGAUUUUGAUAAAUCUCAUGAUUCACAAGUUGAUGUGGAUGAAUUUGUCACCGGAAUUUCAAGAUGGCUUAACCGGGCCAGGCACUUUGCAAAAAGUGGCAAAGGCCAAGAUGACCUAUCUAUAAGACUUCUUAGCAAUUUUCAACAGCAAACAAAGAAAGAACAAUAUCUGUUCGGAGAUCAGAACGAUGAGGUUGUGGAGACAAUUGAAAAUGCAAAGUGGCAUGCCUACAAAGCAGUUUUCAUGUUGCUUUUGGGAACCAUAAUUGCUGCGGUUACUGCAGAUCCCCUAGUGGAUGCUGUUGACAACUUCUCAACUGCAACAAGCAUUCCUUCCUUCUUCGUCUCAUUUGUCAUUCUACCUUUUGCUAGCUCCAGUGAGGUAGUAUCAACUCUUAUUUUUGCAAGCAAGAAAAAGUCAAGAAUGGCAUCCUUGACGUAUUCAGAGAUAUAUGGUUCAGUGACCAUGAGUAACAUCCUUUCACUUGCAGUCUUCUUGGGUCUUGUUUACUUCCGCGACUUGACAUGGGACUUCUCAUCUGAGGUGCUAGUUAUAAUAAUUGUUUGCAUAGUGAUGGGUAUCAUUGCCAGUUUCCGCACCACCUUCCCUCUUUGGAUAUCCCUGGUGGCCUAUGCGCUUUAUCCACUUUCCUUGUUGCUGGUGUAUAUUCUUAACUAUGUUGUUGGAUGGUCAUAGACUCUUUCUACUUUACAAGGUAGCAAAUGGAAGCAUCUAUGCCACACUGCUUUUGGUUAUGUCAAUUAACAGCCAAACUUUAGGUUCUACUCCUCUUGGUGUCACAAGUUCCAUGCACAUUUUUAUUGUUGGAAAAAUCAUUAAAUCAGUUAUUCAAAAUAAAAAGGAUUUCGGUCUAAAAAGGUUCUGCAUAAUGAGCAGGUCCACUAAUGCUAUGUUUUGUAGUAGGAAAAGGUACAUCCAGAAGAUUGUUUUAUAGAAGGUUUUUACUUUUCCCUUUUUCUGUUCAAGGAUUUCAAUGAUACAUUCUUGACAUUUUCUAUCA
Quercus lobata is the source of this 2124-nucleotide messenger RNA. Its product is annotated as sodium/calcium exchanger NCL-like. Gene Ontology annotation, biological process: calcium ion transmembrane transport; intracellular calcium ion homeostasis. The record is from RefSeq and is a predicted model, not a curated record. NCBI's taxonomy places the organism in Eukaryota, Viridiplantae, Streptophyta, Magnoliopsida, Fagales, Fagaceae. Gene Ontology annotation, molecular function: calcium ion binding; calcium:proton antiporter activity. Gene Ontology annotation, cellular component: membrane. Bases 72 to 1799 code for a protein of 575 amino acids. The transcript is spliced from 7 exons.